Messenger RNA from Drosophila innubila, 2861 nucleotides. It is a transcript of the gene CalpA, whose product is annotated as calpain-A. Gene Ontology annotation, cellular component: cytoplasm. Gene Ontology annotation, biological process: proteolysis. The transcript has 13 exons. NCBI's taxonomy places the organism in Eukaryota, Metazoa, Arthropoda, Insecta, Diptera, Drosophilidae. The coding region runs from base 140 to 2629 and encodes 829 amino acids. Gene Ontology annotation, molecular function: calcium-dependent cysteine-type endopeptidase activity; calcium ion binding. The record is from RefSeq and is a predicted model, not a curated record.
GGUGAAUGUUGGUUAUUUUCAAAUUUAAGCACAUAUGUACAUGUGAUUGCAAAUACACGUAUUUUGUUAGUUUAGUGUGUGUGAAGUGGAAUAUCGUUUAUUCAAUCAACAAGGCUUUCCAACUGCAAAAGAAUUCAAAAUGGAUGAACUCAAAGGAUUCUUAAGAACGGCCGGUCAGGAGUUUCUGAAUGCGGCUGGCGAAGCGGCGAUGGGUGCAGCAAAGGAUGUUGUUGGAUCGGUUAUAAAUGAGAUAUUUAUUAAGAAAGAGGCCGACACAAAGCGAAUACUGCCGAGUAUUAAGAACAUGCGAGUUUUGGGCGAAAACAAUGCCAAUCUUGGAUACCAGGCGGAUGUGCAGGACUAUGAGGCACUGUUAAACAACUGUCUGAUGAACGGAUCUCUAUUCGAGGAUCCACUUUUUCCGGCUAGUAAUGAAUCUCUCAUGUUUUCUCGUCGUCCAGAUCGUCUAAUCGAAUGGCUGCGUCCUCACGAAAUUGUUGACAAUCCUCAGUUCUUUGUGGAAGGAUACUCAAGAUUUGAUGUGCAACAGGGCGAACUCGGGGAUUGUUGGCUUUUGGCUGCUACAGCAAAUCUAACACAAGAAUCGAAUCUGUUUUUCCGAGUUAUUCCACCGGAACAAAGUUUUGAAGAGAACUAUGCUGGAAUUUUUCAUUUUCGCUUUUGGCAAUACGGCAAAUGGGUGGACGUUAUUAUUGAUGACCGUCUGCCGACUUAUCGUGGCGAACUUCUCUAUAUGCAUUCGGCAGAGAAAAAUGAAUUCUGGAGUGCGCUUUUGGAGAAAGUUAUGCCAAAUGUCAGACCACUUCAUGGAUCUUAUGAGGCCCUCAAGGGAGGAACCACAUGCGAAGCCAUGGAAGACUUUACUGGAGGUGUUAGUGAAUGGUAUGAUCUAAAGGAAUCACCAGAAAACCUGUUUACCAUUCUCCAGAAAGCUGCAGAACGUAGCUCCAUGAUGGGAUGUUCAAUUGAAGCGGAUCCCAACGUGUUGGAGGCUGAAACACCGCAGGGAUUAAUUCGUGGACACGCCUACUCUAUUACAAAGGUUUGCUUUAUUGACAUUGUCACGCCAAAUCGGCAAGGAAAGAUUCCAAUGAUACGCAUGCGAAACCCUUGGGGAAAUGAAGCCGAGUGGAACGGACCUUGGAGCGAUAGUUCUCCGGAAUGGCGAUACAUUCCCGAGGAACAGAAGCAGGAAAUUGGCCUGACAUUUGACAGAGAUGGAGAGUUCUGGAUGUCAUUCCAAGACUUCAUGUCACAUUUUGAUCGUGUUGAGAUUUGCAAUUUGUCACCAGACUCGUUCUCUCAAAAGAGCGCCGAGGAUUAUCAGAACAGUGGCAAACGUAAAUGGGAGAUGUCCAUGUAUGAGGGCGAAUGGACUCCGGGAGUGACAGCAGGUGGUUGCCGAAACUUCUUGGACACGUUCUGGCAUAAUCCUCAGUACAUUAUUACCUUGGUGGACCCAGACGAACAGGACGAGGAGGGACACUGUACAGUUAUUGUGGCCUUAAUGCAGAAGAAUCGCAGAUCGAAGCGCAAUAUGGGAAUGGAGUGUCUAACAAUUGGAUUUGCUAUUUAUAGCCUAACUGAUCAUGAUCUGCAGAAUCGUCCUCAAGGAAUCAAUUUCUUCAAGUACAAGUCUUCAGUUGGACGAUCGCCGCACUUUAUAAACACUCGAGAAGUUUGCGCUCGGUUUAAAUUGCCUCCAGGCCAUUAUCUUAUUGUGCCGUCGACUUUCGAUCCAAAUGAGGAAGGCGAAUUCAUCAUUCGAGUCUUUUCCGAAACUAAAAAUAAUAUGGAAGAGAAUGAUGAUCAUGUUGGUUACGGAGAUCAUUCCGAUAAGGUAUUGCCGGUAAUACCAUCGCCAAGACCCACUGAUCCACAAAAGGACAGCUUACGGCGAUUAUUUGACAGCAUUGCUGGAAAAGAUAUGGAAGUAGACUGGAUGGAGUUGAAAAUGAUUCUGGAUCACUCUAUGAAAGAUGAUUUGCCAAAACCAGUUGAGUAUAGUCGAUUUACAGCGAACAAUGCAUUUGAAACUCAGGCAGGCAUGGGAGAAGAAUCUGGAAAUGCCUGUGGCUUACUUUCCCUGUUAUGUGGACCAUUCUUGAAGGGUACUCCCUUCGAAGAACAGCUGGGAAUGAAUGAUCAGUCUAAUAAAAGGCUAAUAGAUGACAAUCCAUCAGGCAAUAGAGCCAUAGUGGAUGAGACCCAUGGAUUUUCCAAAGAUGUUUGCCGUUCCAUGGUGGCCAUGUUGGAUGCUGACAAGUCCGGCAAACUUGGUUUUGAGGAAUUUGAGGCAUUAUUAUCGGAUAUCGCCAAAUGGAAGGCUAUCUUUAAAACCUACGAUACAGAGAAUUCCGGUCGAAUUCCCGGCUUUCAGCUCCGCGAAGCUCUACAAUCAGCUGGUUACCAUUUAAACAAUCGUGUUCUCAAUGCCUUGGGUCAUCGAUAUGGAUCGAGAGAUGGCAAGAUUGCAUUUGACGACUUUCUCAUGUGUGCGGUUAAAAUAAAGACAUAUAUUGAAAUAUUUAAGGAAAGAGACACCGAAAAGAACGAAACUGCCACUUUCACUUUAGAGGAAUGGAUUGAACGGACAAUAUAUUCCUAACUGCAUUCAACAAAUUACCAGCUCCCUAAAUAUAAACUAUUUUUGCAUUUCAUUUGUAAUUGCCUCCAUCUACUGGUUGUAAGAAUCCUAUUGAUAUUCAUAAACAGUUAUAUUAGUGUUGGCCUUGAUAAUGUUGGUUGGUUUUCAUAUUCAUGCGUAGCUUUUGUUAUUACAAUAUUUGUCAUAGUUUAAUGUCGAUCAAUAAAAUUACAAAAUAUACUUUAUGUAUACU